Molecule: messenger RNA, 2661 nt
Organism: Chlorella variabilis
Lineage: Eukaryota; Viridiplantae; Chlorophyta; Trebouxiophyceae; Chlorellales; Chlorellaceae
Exons: 19
Coding region: 1-2661 (886 amino acids)
Cellular component (GO): membrane
Source: RefSeq, a predicted model, not a curated record
AUGGCACCCAAGCAGUGGCCACAGUUGCGGGGAAGCAGCGUUUCGGCGAGGCGCAUCACCCACCCUGCCGCGCCAGUCGAGCUGCCCACCUCCCCGCUGGCCCGCGGCGGACCCGCCAGCCCCUUUUCCAGCCCUGCAGGACCGCAGGCAGCUGCAGGGGCAGCUGGUGGGACCCCCGCAGGCCAAGACGCCUUGCCCAGCGGGCCAGCGGUGGCACGCAAGGCGGCAGCCUCGGAGCCCAAGCACGCGGGGCGCUACACCCGGGCGGCGGUUGCGGGGCUGGUCAAUGCAGUCAUCGCCCUCCCGCUGCAGCUCUCCUUUGCGGCCAUCAUCUUCCGGGACCCUUUCUUCCACCCCAUGCUGGGAUCCCUGGUGAAGCUGGUGUUCCUGUCGUCGGCCAUCCACCAGAUCGCAUUCGUCGGGCUCAGCAGCCUGCCCUUCGCCGUGGGCCAGGUCCAGGAUGUUGGCCUGAUCUUCAUAUCGUCCAUCGCAAGCUCGGUGGUGGCUCAGUGCAGCGAGGCGGGGUGGACUGCUGAGAACACGCUGGCAACGGUGCUGAUGGCGGUGACGGCUGCCACAGGCAUCGUGGGUGCCCUGAAGCUCGCCGGCAUCGUGCAGUACGUGCCUCUCCCUGUGGUUGGCGGAUACCUGUGCUUUGUCGGCUACUUCUGCCUGGCGGCAGGCGUGAGCCUGGCCUCAGGGGUGCAGGUCGCAACGCUGUCGUCCUGGGCGCAGCUGGCCAAUGCGGAUGCGCUGCUGAAGCUGGCUCCGGCGCUGGCCAUGGUGGCCUGCAUCAUUCUCGUGAUGCACAAGAUCAGGAGCCCCUUUGCCCUGCCCGCCCUGCUGCUGGCGGCGCCAUGCGUGUUUUACGGCGUGCUGCAUGCCAGCGGCCUGACGCUCCAGGAUGCGCAAGAGGCUGGCUGGGUCAGCAAGCCGCAGGAGGGCGACGGCGAGUGGCAGUUCUGGCAGGCGUGGUCGCUGUACAACAUCCACGACUUUCCUCCCACCAACAUCUACUGGCGCGCCAUGCCCGGACAGGCCAGCAAGCUUCUGGCGCUGUAUUUCAUCGUCGCCUUUGGCUCCUCCAUGGACAUUGCCGCCAUCCAAGCCGACAGCCCUCGCGACCUGGACUACAACUCGGAGCUGGUGACGGUGGGGCUGUCCAACCUGGCCACCGCGGCGGCAGGCGUGGGCUUCACGGGCUCAUACAUCUUCAGCCAGACCCUGUUCAGCAUGCGCAUGGGGGUGGACACGCCGCUGAUGGGAGCCAUCGUCACGGCCGCCGAGCUGGCCGUGUUUGCGGUGCCCUUCAACGUCAUGGCCUUCCUGCCUAACUUCUACUUUGGAGGCCUCACAGCCUGGAUCGGCCAGGACAUCCUGAAAGACUGGCUGUUCAUCGCCGCCAAGCGCAUCUCCGCUGUGGAGUAUGCCCUGCUGCUGGCCACCUUUGGGCUGGUGAUGGCAGCGGGGCUGGAGGCGGGCAUAGCGGCAGGCAUAGUGCUGGCAGCCCUUCACUUUGCAUACAGCUACUCGCGGGUCACCAUGACCGCCUUCACUGUGGUGCCCAGCCGCAGCGGCGCAGGCAAGUUGCGCACCUUUGACCAGCGCACGGUGCUGGACAUGUUUGCCGCGCGCAUCACCGCCGUCUCCCUCUCCGGCUACCUCUUCUUUGGCAGUUCUGUCAAGGUACUGAACAAUGUGGUGGAGAUUGCCGCCAGCACGCUGGAGAUGCAGCCACACGUGGAGCCGUCAACCGCGCAAGCCUCAGCGCCUGUGCUGGUUGGCAAGCAACCCAGGGCACAGCUGAGCGGCCUGCCCAGCGAGGGCACCUUGGCCAAGACCUAUGACAAUGUGGACAAGCUUGUGGGCAGCAAAUCAGCGUCUGGCGGUUCCCAGCUUGCCAAGGUGGCGGCGGCGCUGGCAGAGUCCCCGCGGCGCGUCCAGGGCCUGGAUACCACCGCCGCUCGCUCCUUUGUCACCCUGCACAACAAGCUGCAGCACAUGGGCAUUCAGGCGAGCCCCACGUGCUUCUGGUUCCCCACCAUGGAUGCCGGCUGCCACUACUGUGAGGAGCGCUUCCUGUCGGUGGCGGUGGCCCACGGCCUGCUGGCACCGCCAGCCCGCUGCCUCAGCCUGGCCCAGGUGCUGCAUGCCCACCUGGAGCUGCCACGUUGCAUCCUGGGGGAAGCAGCGGUGGACUACCGCGCCGCCGCCGCCAUGCUUGCACGCUUCACCCGAAAGCUGGUGUUGCGGGCUGGCGAUGUGCUCUUCUCGGUGGGCAGCCCUGCAGACGACCUGUUCCUGCUGGAGAGUGGCUCAGUGGUAUGCCGUGUGGACUUCGCCCUAUCCUCUGUCGCCAGCCGUGCGCAGCUGAUGGCGCUGCCUGCCGGGACGCAGCCGCACCAUGCGGAGCACACCAUCAAGUGCGCUCCCGGCAGCCUGGUGGGCGAAAUCGACUUCCUCCUGCAGCGCCCCCGCAGCCUGGUGGCUGUGGUGGAGGCGGACGGCGGCGCCUGGGUCAUCUCCCGCCAGGCUUUUGAGUCGAUGGCUGUGCAGGACCCGGGGUCGCUGGUGCUGCUGCAGUCCAUCAUCCUGCGCACCACCAGCCUCACGGCUGCGCAUGCCCUGGAGGCCCUCGAGCGCAGCAGCCACUCCCAGUGA